ACAACACGCCCAGCUGUCUUAAGGAUAUAAAUGAUGUGGAUGCUGGGGAUGCUGAUCAAUGAUCUCUUGACAUCACUCCAACAACUUCAGCUAUGAGUGAUCCGCGCUUUCUCCUCGAUGUCCGAGUCAUCGGAGUAAUGCAGAAAGAAAAGAGUAAAAUGUACAUGACAUCCGUGUUAUGGUCUGAUAAGAGUGAGGUGACGGUGUACAGAUCACUCCGCGACUUCAAGACUCUUCACAAACAGCUGAAAAAGAAAUUCCCUGUGGAAAACAGGCUUCGUAAAGAGGAAAGAGUGCCCAGAUUUGGAGCCCGAAAGAAAACCUUUCUAAUAAAAGGUCUGACCAAGUCUAUAAAUCGACUGAAGAGUUUGGAGAUGUACUGCUUCAACCUGCUGCAAUGUGAAUCGACUGUAUCACGUUCCACAGAGGUCAUUCAGUUCUUCCUGCCAAAUGAGCAAGAGCUUCAGCCGGAGUUUACCAAAAACAGUUUGAUGAUUCUGCAAUCAGACGUCAUCCCUACUACCCAGGGAGAAACUUACGUGGCUACACCACGCCUGAGCGUUGGCAAUGUGACUCAGCCUUUUGUAUCCAAGACAUAUCGAUGUGUGGCUCCAUAUGAGACCAAGGACACAAAGAACAAACCUUUUAAGGUUGCUGUGGACGAAAAACUGGAUGUCCUUCUCAAAGACCAAGCAGGUUGGUGGCUUGUUGAAAAUGAGAAUAAAAAACUAGCAUGGUUUCCUGCCCCAUAUCUGGAAUUAUGUGAAGAAGAAGAGGAUGAAGAUGAGUUUGAUUCAACAAAUGUUGAAACGACUCUGUACUGCGCCAUCCGAAGUUACACCUCAGGCAAAGAAGAUGAGCUGUCUCUGAGUAUUGGUGCUGUUGUGGAGGUGUUACAGAUGUCUGAUAAUGGCUGGUGGCUCAUCAGAUAUAACAGAAAGGCCGGCUAUGUGCCCUCCAUGUACCUAAAGCCAUACAUCAGCCCCACCUUUGGCAUUCAAAAUCUUCAAAAGAAACUUUACAGCUCCGCUAUCAACCUGUCCAAAAACAGCUUUAUCCACAAAUCCUGCUCUCUGGAAGUGCUAUCAAAAAGCUCUUCAGAACAAGGGGGGCACGAGGAGUCCGGUAGUCUGAGAAGCAGCUUCAGUGACGAUGUGACCGAUUCUAGCUCUUCAGAUACCGACUCUGUGAGCCCGAGCGUGUCCGGCUCAGAUGGAGACGAGGGCUUGAGACAGCCAGAAGACAGUGAGAGCAGCAUUUCUAGUAGCCAGUCUAGCCCCAUCAGCUCAGAACCCAACCUCCCUUUAAAAGCAGCUACGACCCCCAAGGUGCCACCAAGACCACAGACUCAAGAGAUCCUGAGUCGCUGCACGACCUACACCCGAAAAGCCGCUCUGGCGACCUCUUCUCGUCUGUUUGAUGGAAGGGGCGGUUUGGUAGAUGGAGGAAGAGCAUAGAAGAUAGUAAUGGAGGCAGGAAACAAAAGUAUAAUUGCAUAACAGUGCAGGUUUCUCUAUAACCUCUUUGUAACCUCGGCAUUGAGCUACAUUAUGAAAAACUGUACUAAUGUACUUGAGAAAACAUCAUGUUAACUUGAGUUCAUUGUAAUCUCUUAGUAAUCCUUUGUUGGAUAUAUCAUUUAUAUAUUAAAUAACUUGAAGGCAGUUACAGAUAACAGUUAGGCAUAUUCAAAGUAUUUAAUUAACUACUGUACUGUGUUUUCACAGAUUAUUUUUUACACUUUUUUUAUGUGUGUUUUGUUAAUGAUACCAUAUACUCAGAAAUGUAACCUUUUUGGAUAUAAGCAUGUAUACGUUUUAAUAAAUGUUUUUUACUGGAACA
This is a messenger RNA of Misgurnus anguillicaudatus (oriental weatherfish), 1842 nucleotides long. NCBI's taxonomy places the organism in Eukaryota, Metazoa, Chordata, Actinopteri, Cypriniformes, Cobitidae. The record is from RefSeq and is a predicted model, not a curated record.